AUGCAGGGCUACACCUUCCUCUGGAGAAGUGAGGAAUUAUGGCAAGUCUUGCAAAGGACACAGAAAUUUCACAACUGGUUUAGCAAGUUGCAUGAUCAGCAAGCCUCGCAACUCAGCGAAGCCUGGAAGGUCCGAGUGGCCGUCCAUUUUAUUAGACGUGAAGAUUAUCGAGGCCAACAAACCUCGGUGCUCUGCCUCUCGUUUCGCCGUGACGCUGCAGACUAUGCACUUAUGAUCGAGCAAUUGCAAGCCUACCUGACUGCAUGUGCCGAGCUGUUGGAGUACUGCCUGUACCUUCGAUCCUUCCCCGCCCUGGCCGCUGGGCUGCUUGCCCGGGACGCAGAUGAGAAGUCACGAGGUUGCAUCCUUGACGAAGCGAAGAAGGAGUGGAGUGCAGUCCAGGAGCUGGAAGCAUCGACGGCGGGCCAGCAGUUGCUCAGGCAGUCUGCUGUCCACACGACCUUCCAAAGCUACCGCGAGGUCAUGUGCACAAUGGAAGGAAGUGGAUUCAAGUGGACACCUUCAGUGGAGGAGGUUGUCAGAGCAUGGCACCCGCCAUUCGGCCAGUCAGCAAACCUUGAGCAGGUGUUCCAACAGAUGGAGCAGUCGAUACGAAAGAGCGGGGUUCCUCCAGAUGGCAGGCUCGGUGGCUUGAGCUGUGUGGCAAUUCGGGCCUUCCUGAGAAGGGUCUGCAAUGACGAAGACACCCCCUCCACUCCAACUCUGGAGGAUGGGGAUUGGGAGGGAAAGCAAGUCCGGGCCUUGAAGCACCGGAUAUGGAACCCCGCCGCUGCAACCCCUUGUCGAAGUGUGAAGCUCGAGGAGGUGCUGAAGCCCUUCCCGUCCACAUCCGCAUAUCACUUGACUCAUCAUGGGCUGAACUGCAUGCUUGCAUGGAAGAAGGUUUGUGAGUGGCCCGACUUCAUGUGGUACAGGAAGGAGCUGUGCCCCGUAGACGCCGCGAGCAGCUUUUGGGUGGCCAGCUGCAUGCCAGCCGGAACAAUGUUUCGUGUGGCAUCCAAGUUCUAUCUCAGCAUCAGCCGAACUGCAGCUGUGGUUCAUGCUAUCUGUUUGGCAGAGCUUCCCUACGUGUUCCAGGGAACACUUCCAGAGGCAGCGACGCAUGAUGAGGAUUCCACUACGUGGAUCAAGCAAGCCAGUGUCCCAAUGAUGGACCCCUUCGCCUUCGAAUCCGACGACUCGAAAGCUCUGGUCUUUAGUUACGGUUCGAAGAUGUUCGAUGCAUUUCACUUCUCGAGCUCUGAAGUGCAGAUCUACCGCUACACGCUUCAUGUGUUGGAGCCUUCGCUGGAAGCAAAACUUCCUGGGUUUGUGUUUCGCCGGGAGCCCGGAGGCGCUUGCCUCCUGCUGUUCCUUUUCCGGAACGGAGGAAUACUUGAUGUUUCCUCGGAUGCAUUGAGCGAGCUGUUGGCCCUGGAGGGAAUGCGGCUGCCCAAAAACGCCACCAAGUCUGCAAAGAUUCGGAAGCUGAUGACAGCAUCAAUCGUUGCCCAGAACACUGAUGAGAGCCUUCGAUCCAGCAUCGAAGAUCGGCUGAAAGCGAGGGAUGAGGCCAACAAGAAGAGAAAAAAAAUGGAGAGGGUCAAGACAACGGUGAAGAGAUGGGACGACAGUCACGAGUUUGACCCGACGGAUGUGGACCCGGCUUGUGCGGCCGCACAAGAGCUGCUGAAUGCCUUGGACAAGGAAGAUGAAGAGGCCGAGCUCAUGGCAGUAACUGGGCUGCAAUUGCUCGGCGAUAUGCAUCUUUCGAGAUUGCACCCUAGAACACACGAGCCCAUCCAGCAUGUCACUCUGACUCUCCUGUUUUGCGCUAAAGUCAUUCAUGCGAAGGAAGCAGAGCAGCCGGCAGAACAGGAGGCAGAGCAUCCGGCAGAAGAGGAGACGGCAGAGGCCAAGGAGUCCAGGUUGCGGGCUUCGAGGGCUCUCCUGACGAAGAGUUCAGCCGUGCCUGAGUUUCUGACGAGCAAGUUUCCGAUUCCUGCCUGGGGCCUGAUUCAUCAUACCAUCUCGAAAGACGGAAGCAGCCCUCUCUUCCAAGCAAAGCUUGGAGGCAAGGAAAUCUUCGAGGGAAAGAGCCUUGAUUGA
Symbiodinium sp. CCMP2592 is the source of this 2109-nucleotide messenger RNA. Lineage: Eukaryota; Dinophyceae; Suessiales; Symbiodiniaceae. The record is from the annotation of a GenBank genome assembly.